Messenger RNA from Lepisosteus oculatus (spotted gar), 4643 nucleotides. It is a transcript of the gene sec22a, whose product is annotated as SEC22 homolog A, vesicle trafficking protein. Lineage: Eukaryota; Metazoa; Chordata; Actinopteri; Semionotiformes; Lepisosteidae. Gene Ontology annotation, cellular component: membrane. Gene Ontology annotation, biological process: endoplasmic reticulum to Golgi vesicle-mediated transport. The record is from RefSeq and is a predicted model, not a curated record.
CACUCACGCUUUUGCACGGUUUGUCGCUCGUGGGCCUGCUUCUUUGCGCGGAGUUUAAUAAACCCGGCGGCGAGAAAAGCCUCUUGAUUUUAGAGAUCUCUUUCCGAGCGCUGUGUUUCUGCCAGGGAACUGAAAAAAAUAACAUUUAAGGUCUAUCUCUUUUUCAUCAGAUGGCCGUUCCCAGGAAUGACUGCACUGCAGUAAGUGGGUAUAGAGGGAGGCGGGUUCGGGGAUUGAGGGAGACGAGUGCAUUUGAUCUGUUAAUGUUACGCUCGUUACUGAAGCUAUUACAGAAAUGCAUUCAUGUUUUUUUUUUAAUUUAUGGAAUUCGGUUCCCUUAUGUCUUGCUGCCGAGAGUCGAUUUUAUUUUAGAAAGGCGAUACCGUUACAGCUGCAGGCUACGUCCAGUCCAGCUGUUUGUCAGCGGGGAUCUGAGGUUUGUCCUGUGACUCGGUAUGCCUGUCGACUGCCUUCGUCAGGUAAACCUGCGUAUCGUAAGGCGUUGCUGUGGCGAAUUAUGCCCAUGAUGCAAAAUUAUAAAUGUCGGUAAAAGAGGACGAUGGGUGUAAAAACGGAUUUGUUACAGUAAAUUAAUCUUCUUGCAACUCAGCCAUCCAGGCGUCGCCCCUAAUGAUCGCCUUCACAUCAAUAACGCGGAGAAGUGGUUUUGUGUUAGUUCAUGCUGUCCCUAUGGUUUCCAGCAAGCGCAUUUUAAGAUGUCCAUGGUUCUGUUUGCGUCCGUGGUCCGGGUGAGAGAUGGGCUCCCCCUGUCUGCUUCCACAGAUUAUGAGCAGGACAAAGGAGUUCAGGAAAGUAAGAAAUACCUUAAGAGCCUCUCCAAAAAAUUAAGUCAAUUUCCUGACAGGUGUACAUUGAAAACUGGACAAUACAACAUAAACUUUACGAGCUCUUUAGGAGUUGGGUAUAUGAUGGUAUGCACGGAGAAUUACCCCAAUGUCCUGGCAUUCUGCUUCCUGGAUGAGCUACAAAGGGAGUUUAUUGUUUCUUAUGAUACAAAGCGAAUAAACAGCGCCGUUCGCCCAUAUUCCUUCAUCGAAUUUGAUAAUUUCAUACAGAAGACCAAACAGCGGUAUAACAGCCCUCGAUCUUUGUCGACAAAGAUGAACCUUGCUGACAUGCAAACGGAAAUCAAGCUCCGACCACCUUACCAGCUCUCAGCUGCUGAUGUGGGAACAGUGAAUGGCUUUUCACACCCCUCCUCUUCCAUAUACAAGGGCAUAGCUCCCAACCAAAUGCUUGAGCCUGUGACGUUGGCUGGAAUUGUCUCUUGUUUACUAAGCCUUCUCUGUGGGGGUCUAAAUUUAAUCCGCGGAGUUCAUGCCAUAGAAAGUAUAUUGCAGAAUGAGGAUGAAGACUUUAAUUAUGUUGUUGCCUUUUUCCUUGGAAGUACUGCCUGUUUAUAUCAGUGUUACCUCUUUGCCUACUGCACUGUAUGGAGGAACAUCAAAUCUUUCCUGGCCUUUGCUUUAAUCUGCCUGUGCAACAUGUACUUGUAUGAACUGCGAAACAUGUGGCAGAUCUUAUUUCAUGUGACAGUGGGAGCUUUCACAACGCUGCAGAUAAGACUGAGGCAGCCUCAAGGAAAAGCUCCCGACUACAAUGUGUAAGACGAAAGCUGCUUGAAACACCUGGGACGCUGAAGUGGCUGGAGAAAACUGAUACCUCUCAGGAACAAAAUAAAGGUUCUGCCAAAUACCGCAUCAUCUUCAUGCUCAGAUAGUGACUUCCUAAGGAGCCUUGGAACAACUUGAAAGGAGAAAUUGGUGACUUAAAUGUUAUGGAAAUGUAUGUUCCAUAGUAGGAGUCUCCACAGUUCGUAAUGAGAGUUACAGUAUAUGCAUUGGAAAUCUUACUUUUGCUUAGAACCACAACAAAUGAUGUACAUUUUCAGGGCAGAGCCCUGACCAGACCUGGUCUAAAGUCUGCCCAUAACAAAGGAGUUUUUUUCUUUUGUUUAUGACUGAAUUUAUUUAAUCCGGGAAAUUAAACCAUGGAGCUAUUUAUUUAACUUUACUGAAAGUGGCAAUUGAUAAAUCAUAUCAAACUGUUUGUCUACAAUACCUGAAGGUUUUUCAUGCCAGAUAGGCCUUGGCAUAUGCUGUGAGUUCUAAUUAAACCAUUCUAAUAAAAUAUGCAAGAAAUACGCAGAAGGUAUCAUGGAUAUGUCUUAAGUCGUAACCUGAGCUCCGUUGGAAGGUUUAUCUCUGAAAUGCGAAAAAGCAAUUUUCUUUCGUACAAAAUACAAAAAUUGAACAAAACUGGAAAAUUAAAAAGACGCUGUAUACUAUUGACCUCAUAAAAUCCCAUUUUUUAUUUCAUGUAAUUUACUGCACUUCAAACUCGCGAUAAUAGUCCUCAUCCUGCCCCCUUGAAAAAGUCUCUUGUUGAGAAUGUUUUGAUGUCAGCAGCACAGUGUUGUGGAGAUUAGAUCUGCUGCCUCACUGCUCUUGGGUGCUGGGCCCAGUUUUGGACUGGGUUUUUGGAUGUUCCAGUUCCUGCUCACCCUCAGAAGACAUACUGUCUUGGUCAGCUGGUCCCUGAGCUGUCAGUGUGUGCACAAGUGACCUGUGAUCGACUGGCCUCCUGUCCAGAGUGCAGCUUCACCUGUUGGCCUGUGCUUCCAGGAUCAGUGCCACAUAGCUGUGGAAGACAAGGGGAAACGAGUACGUUUAGGACCAAAAACAGUGUCCCUUCCUUACGUAAAGGAUAGAGGGAGUCUGGAACAAGCAGCCCAGCCAUGUUGUUGAAGCCACUACCCUGGCAUCUUUCAGGAGCCAACUGGAUGAGAUCCUCGGAUCUGAUCCUUGGAUUAGCUGCUAAAUAUCAACAGGGCUAGAUGGGCCGAAUGGCCUCUGAUUUGUUCAGACUUUGCUCUGUUCUGUAGCUCUGGUGAAACUCAUGUCUACGCUGCAGCUAGUCCUGGCCCUAGGAGCUGCAUGAUUGUUGCAAGUUUCAAUGUGGGCUUUGAAGUCCUCAUGACUCCUCACGUUUUCCCCUAUAAGCUUUCCUGUUUUGUUAAACCCUGCACUGAAUCUCAGAUGCGGGUUGGGAAUUUAAAUUUGACCUAAAAUGUUACACCCUGCUCCUUAAUCUUGAAAUGGAAUAAUGGAUAGAAAACUUCACUGGAGGCAAUUGUUUAGUUAAAUUGAGCGGUGUAAAAAUGUUUUUUUAUUUCUAAAAGUACAGUUAUCACUUUUGCAUUUUGAAAGAUCAUAAAAGUGUGCAAUUUCUAGAUGCAUAUCCUCCUUCCUACUGCAUAAAAAUACUUGUCCUUCAAGUAUAUUCAACAUUUUACCCUUAAUUUGAAGUAAGUGAUUAAUGUUAAAAAUGCUGUAGUAAUUGAGUAAUUUCUCUGUAAUUAUUAGAUAUGUCUCUAAUUCAAUAAACCAUAGCCAUCAGAUUAUAUUAAGAGAGCAAACUCCUCAAGCUGGCUGCUUGUAAAUGGGAGCAUUGGUCCAAUCAUUUUCAAUGGUUUUUGAUAGAAAAAGAAUUAAUAAUGGGGUUAAAAUGAUUUAAAAAAAAUUCUGAAGAGCAUUUCAUUUGUAAAUUGAAACAUAAAGGCUGGCUUUUGAUGUAUCUGAGCAGUAUGUUUGUAUUGAUCAGUGUGAUGCAAAAUUCCAAAAGCUUUUUCUUUUGUCAAUGAUGGUGGUUUUCCCAUCAUUGGAUUCACUUCUGUCUCCACGGGUUGUAAUUCCCAAUGGCUGGCAACUGGAGGAAGAUGAAAGGGAAUCCACUCAUGAGUUUGGAGUGGACGCAUCAUGAUGGUGAGCUCAGUUUUUUGUUCUCGAAAUUAAACAUCAACAGCACAUCUUUUUAUUUUAAUAUGUGUCAAUAUGUAAUCUUCACAAGCUGAGCUUUAUAAUAUGUGGUUCAGAAUGACUUCUGGGACUGAAUGUUUACAGAAUGUCAUUUUCCUCCUAUUUUUAGUCAAGAGGAAAAUGUCAAACUAAAUUUACCUGUUGGUAAAGCAAUGAUUACUGCUAUCAUGAAGAUGUGCAUAGCUGUGAAAUAGGUGUCUGGGUAAAUUUAAUUUAUUCCUCAAUUAUUGCAAUGUGGUUGCAUAGUUGUGGUGUAGCCAAAGUUAAUUUUUAAAAUGGUUUUCACUUAAAUUAUAAUAGGUUUCAGAAGUUCCUUUAUUAGCAAAAUAAGUUUGGGAUUCUAUUGUCCCUGACUCAGUCGUUGUGUAUCAACGUUUCCUGCUACAGUGGCACUGCAGAGAUUUAGUAUUAUUAGUAAUAAAAAUGUCUUGCGAGUUUAUAGUUUUCCUUCAGUGCUGCGAUGUUGGUACAGUACAUGCAGGUCCUAAUAUUUUGGGUUGUUCCUUUGUGUUUGAUCUCUUGCUUUCUCACAAUAGGGUAUAUUAUCCUGAAUUAUGAACAACUGAGUACAGAAUAUUUGCAAUAUAAAAGUCAACCUCACCUGGACAGUGUUCUUUAUGAUUGUAGAAUUUGUGUGUAGAUGUAUUCUGUUGUUAAGACAUGGCAGAAUCAUGUAGGAACAAGCUAGCAUUUAAUGUGUAGUUUCGACUGAUGCCUGUUUUACACAGCUUGUGGAACUAGAAUGACUGCAUGUCAUUUCUGUCACUGGACAUUUUAAUCAAUAAACUACAGGAGCAAAAUAUU